Molecule: messenger RNA, 819 nt
Organism: Rotaria socialis
Lineage: Eukaryota; Metazoa; Rotifera; Eurotatoria; Philodinida; Philodinidae
Source: the annotation of a GenBank genome assembly
AUGAUUCCUUUCCUGUCAUAUCACAUUUUACCGACUCAAGCCAUUGUGAGAAAUAAUAUUCACAUUGGUCAUGUAAAAGAAGAUAUUGAAUGCUUACUUAUGGCAUUGGGCCCAAUUUUAUACAUCUUCCAUCAAGACAUACCCAAACCUCAUCUUCUUCAUCCGAACAUAAUUCAAAAUUUAGCUAUUAAGCCUGAAACAUCAAAACUAUUACCAUUACUUGGGUGGCUACCCAACGAUGCAGGAGAAUAUUGUUACUGCGAUACGGAGUCACCACAAGAAAUUGAGUGUCGAAAAGAGGCUGCACGAGAGUUUCGCAAAUUUUACAAUGAACUUGCGACAGCCAAAAACAAGCAUCCAAAUCAACUCGAGAAUUUUCUUAGUAUUCGCAUAGCCGUUCCAUUUUCGUCGUAUUCAAUUCUACCUGCCAAAAGUAUUGUACAAGCCAAUGUUCGCAUCGGUCACGUGAAAGAAGACAUUGAAUCUUUCCUUCGACCAUUAGUUCCUCUUCUGUAUAUUUCCAAACCGGAAAUACCAAAGCCAGCAUUUCUUCAUUGGCACAUUAUUCAAAAAAUUGCCAUGAAGCCCGGAACAUUACAACUUUUAGAACUAUUCGGUUAUUGCCCAAAUGGAAAAGGUGAUUAUUUGUUGGUUGAUGCGAAAUCGACACAGGAAUUAAUGGAACGUGCUCAAGCUGCCAGUGAGUUUCGUCGAUUUUAUGAUGAACUGAAGAAAAUCAAAGAUGACCCAGUAGGCGUACUGGAAUACUGCCUAAGUCAUCCGAAGAGCGCAGCAACGGCAACUGACUUAUGCUUCUAA